Molecule: messenger RNA, 1401 nt
Organism: Fusarium coffeatum
Lineage: Eukaryota; Fungi; Ascomycota; Sordariomycetes; Hypocreales; Nectriaceae
Exons: 2
Coding region: 1-1401 (466 amino acids)
Biological process (GO): amino acid transmembrane transport
Cellular component (GO): vacuolar membrane
Molecular function (GO): amino acid transmembrane transporter activity
Source: RefSeq, a predicted model, not a curated record
AUGGAUACCAUCACGCAACAAUCACAUGCUGCUAAAGACAGCACCCUCGAUCCCGAUCAAAUCGCUCGCAUCGACCACACUUACGACCAAGCCCUCGGCACAGUCACCGAAUUCGAAAAACAAAAGACCGCAGAAGGAGAAGCUCACUUCCGUCGCCUAGGAUGGAAGCGUCUCGCCGUAAUUCUCAUCGUUGAAGCCAUUGGCCUCGGAACUUUCAGUCUCCCUGGUGCUUUUGCGACGCUCGGCAUAGUCGCCGGCGUGUUCUGCUGCAUCGCGCUUGGCUUCAUGGCCAUUUACACAGCCUGGAUCAUCGGAAAGAUCAAGGUAUUGUAUCCUUCGAUUCAACAUUAUGGAGAUAUCGGUGGUUUGCUCAUGGGAAGAUUCGGAGAGGAGUUGUUUGGAGCCAUGUACGUACUGCAGUUGAUCCUCAUCACAUCUUCUUUCGUCCUCACCGGAAGUAUCGCUUUGAAUAUUCUGGCGGAUGGAAAGGUCUGUGGUCUUAUCUUCAGCGCUGUAUCAGGCUUCAUGCUGUUUAUCCUUGCGGUCAUGCCGUCAUUUGCAGAGGCUGCGAUCCUGGGAUAUAUCGACCUGGUGUGUGUCAUGACAGCCAUUGGCAUCGCAGUUAUCGCAUCGGGUGUGGAUGCUGCCAACAAGCCCGGUGGUAUCGGGGCUUCAGACUGGUCAGCCUGGCCUGACCCUGACGCAACCUUUAAGGAUGGCAUGGUAGCUAUCUGCAACAUCAUCUUUGCCUACUGCUUCGCCAUGUACAUGACGCCUUUCAUGUCGGAAAUGCACACACCAGAAGACUUUAUGAAGUCCGUUUGGACACUCGGAAGCGUCGAAAUCUUUAUCUACACUCUCACCGGUUCACUUAUCUAUGUCUUUGUCGGUAAGGACGUAGCCAGCCCAGCUCUUGAGUCUUUGCCUGGUGUUCUACCCAAAGUCGCUUUCGGUGUCGCGCUUCCUAUGAUUUUUAUCUCGGGUGCUAUAGGUAAUACAGUCACGGCCAAAUACGUUCAUCUCCGAUUCUACAGAAAUUCCAUCGUGCGUUUCGUCAAUACGCCCAAGGGUUGGGUCACUUGGCUCCUCACCCUAGCUGGUAUCACAAUUAUCGCCUGGGUUCUCGGUGAAGCUAUCCCUUUCUUCAACGACCUUCUCUCUUUAAGCUCAGCACUCUUUGUUUCGGGUUUCAUUCUAUACUUUCCGGCAGUUAUGUGGUACAAGCUUAUCUGCAGGGGCAAGUGGUAUGCCAGAGAGAAUAUCUUACAUGCUGUUGCUUGUAUUUUUACUUUCUUGUUUGGACUUUUGGUCCUUGUCGGUGGAACAUAUGCUACGGCUAUGGAUAUUCGACAUCAUUAUGAGAUCGGGGCUUUCCGCACUCCCUUUUCGUGUGAAGCAUAG